AUGGCGACGGCGGUGAAUGCUACCACAGAUCGCAUCGCACCCCCCACCCCCUCCAAAUCCAAGUUCAAGCUGGCACUUUGCCAGCUGGCUGUGGGUGCGGACAAGGAGCGAAACAUCCAGCAUGCUCGCCAGGUCAUCGACAGGGCAGCGGGCGAGGGCGCCCGCCUGGUGAUCCUUCCUGAGAUCUGGAACUCACCCUACUCCAACGAUAGCUUCCCAGUCUACGCUGAGGAGGUGGGCGGGGGCGAGUCGCCCUCCACCGCCAUGCUCUCCGACGCUGCCGCAGCCAACAGUAUUGUGCUGGUGGGCGGCUCCAUCCCGGAACGCUCGGAGGGCAAGCUGUUCAACACCUCCUUUGUCUACGGCUCCAAAGGGGAGCUCCUGGGUCGGCAUCGCAAGGUCCACCUCUUUGACAUUGACAUCCCUGGGAAAAUCAGGUUCAAGGAAUCGGAGGUGCUGACCCCCGGGUCCGACCUGACCGUCAUCGACACCGAGCUGGGUCGCAUCGGGGUGGCAAUCUGCUACGACAUCCGGUUCCCCGAGCUAGCGGCCCUCUAUGCCGCGCGGGGCUGCCAGCUCCUCGUCUACCCAGUGGCUCCGGCACGCGACCUUUCCGCUGGCUACCACUCCUGGGGCCAUUCUGCCCUGGUGGACCCCUUUGGGCGGGUGGUGGCUGCGGCCGAGGAAAGCGAGGCGAUCAUUCACGCGGAGGUGGACCUGGACCAAAUCGCGGAGCAGCGAAAGGGGGUGCCGUACAACGACCAAAAGCGCUCGGACCUGUACUCCCUACUGGACCUCACGCGCUGA
This is a messenger RNA of Auxenochlorella protothecoides, 807 nucleotides long. Its product is annotated as Nitrilase-like protein 2. The record is from RefSeq and is a predicted model, not a curated record. Gene Ontology annotation, biological process: oxaloacetate metabolic process; L-glutamine metabolic process. The transcript is spliced from 4 exons. Gene Ontology annotation, cellular component: mitochondrion. Gene Ontology annotation, molecular function: omega-amidase activity. Lineage: Eukaryota; Viridiplantae; Chlorophyta; Trebouxiophyceae; Chlorellales; Chlorellaceae. The coding region runs from base 1 to 807 and encodes 268 amino acids.